AUGUCGCACGUCCAGGCGCUGUUCGAUAAGCGCGAAGCGGCGCGCGUAGCGCAGGCGGAACAUGUUUUGCCACACAAAGAUAUUGCUGAUAAUAUACGAAAGCGGCCCAUUGCAGGUGUCGUUGGCGGCCGCGUCCCCAUGUCUGGCAUGCGAACGCCCUCGGCGUCGAGCAUUGCGCGUCUAACUGAGCUUGGCGUGUCGAGUGAGCCGAUCCAGGCAUUUUUGCGGAUUCGCCCAGCACCGGAUGAGAAAGAGCCCGUGUUCGGCAUCCAGGUGGUUUCCGACACAGAAGUAGUUAUGACGCCGCCCCGUGUGCAAACAUCAUUGAGUGCGCGAUCGACUGCACGAGAGCGCCUGCAUGCUGCUGCCACUCCGUCAAAAUACACCUUCUCAAAAGUGUUUCACGGCGAGCAAGGGGCGCCGGACCAGUCGGCAUUUUUUGCACACACCACGCUUGGUCUCGUCCGUGAUUUGCUGGACGGCAAGAACAGUCUGGUGUUUACGUAUGGUGUGACAAACUCGGGCAAGACGUACACAGUGCAAGGUAAGGACGGCGCAGGCCAAGCAGGAAUCCUCCCACGUGCUAUUGACGUCGUGUUUAACAGCAUCCAAGGCAAAGAAUGCACAAGCAAGGUUCGGCCCGUCGGGCUCAACGGUGUCCAUCCUGGAGUAUCCGAUUCAAUUCAUACCCUAUUUAGCGCGCAUCCUGCGGAGCGCAAGCCUCGGCCGCAGACGCCGCGCCCGCCGUCUGUGACGGAUUUAGAGGUGGACCGGACGAAGCUGGAGACAAGCGGCGCGUUUCGCUACAGCGUAUGGCUCAGCUAUGUUGAGGUGUACAAUGAGAAGCUGUAUGAUCUUUUAUGCAUGCCGAAUGCCGGCGCAGCAUGCGACGAACAUGUCGCACAGCGCCGGCCCCUUGUGCUGAAAAGCGAAGUAGAGAGCGGGGGCAAGUAUGUCGGUGGCCUGAAAGAAAUCAAGGUUUCCAACAUUGCCGAAGCGCGGGAACUUUUGCGGCGCGGCCAGGAGAACCGGACUGUGUUCAGUACCAUGGCGAACCGUGUGAGCUCGCGCUCCCACAGUGUGUUUACCAUCAAGCUCCUGCGCGAACAGGUCGACGUGGACCUCGCACAAGGCGAUGUUCUGGGAUUGAGCCGCAAGUUCUUUGUAUCGCGACUGAGCAUCGUGGACCUGGCUGGCAGCGAGCGUGUUGCAAACACGGACAAUGCGAUAGGCCUGCGGCUAAAAGAGGCGGGAAAUAUCAACAAGAGCCUCAUGUGUCUAGGUCAGUGCCUGGAGACCAUGCGCAAGAAUCAAAUUCGCGCCGGUUUGUUUGCAGGCGAGCAGCGCGAACAGAGCGUGGCGGAAGCACUGCCCAAAGCACCGCGGCGACAAAGCAUCAUUCCUUUCCGUCACUCGAAGCUCACGGAACUUUUCCAGUCGUUCUUCACGGGCGACGGCAAGGUCGUGAUGAUUGUUAACUUGAACCCGUUUGGGACGCAGUUUGACGAGAAUACCAAUGUGAUGCGGUUUAGUGCGAUGGCCAAGGAUGUCGGAAUUCAUGUCGCACAGGAUGCACAGCCUGCUUUCUCCACGACAGAGCACGCAUUGCAUUCCGAAACACUUGAAGAGUCAGACGAGGAAGAGGAUACGUUUGUCACGAUGCUUGUCGAGGAGAAUAGUCGUUUGCGCCAUCGCGCCGAGCGUGCAGAGAGUUUAUGCCUCGUGAUUGAAAAAUCAGUGCGCGACGAGAUGGCGCAGUACAUGGAAGCGGCACUGCGGAAGAUGCAAAGGUAUUACGAUGCACAACUGCGCACGGAGAUGAACGAGAAUGACGACUUUUUGAACCGCAAGAUUGAUUUGUUUGCACGGCUCUCUGCAUCGUCUCACGCAUCCCCGGUCAAGGGCGUACUCCUAGACACGGAGAACAAUGCGCAGCAAACAUACGCUCAUGAACCUCCUGAAACGCCCAGGCCUUUGCACCCAAUACCCAAUUCCACUCCGCGGCACUCCGUGGCAGACAAAUCUGCCGCUGACGAGUCGCAUGACCUCCUAUUUCAGCCCGUCGCAGUGGGCUCGCCUAAAUCUUCAAGGUACGGCUAA
This is a messenger RNA of Malassezia vespertilionis, 2100 nucleotides long. RefSeq names its product succinate--hydroxymethylglutarate CoA-transferase. Gene Ontology annotation, cellular component: microtubule; nucleus; kinesin complex. The record is from RefSeq and is a predicted model, not a curated record. The transcript is spliced from 3 exons. Gene Ontology annotation, molecular function: ATP binding; microtubule binding; ATP hydrolysis activity. Bases 1 to 2100 code for a protein of 699 amino acids. Gene Ontology annotation, biological process: microtubule-based movement. NCBI's taxonomy places the organism in Eukaryota, Fungi, Basidiomycota, Malasseziomycetes, Malasseziales, Malasseziaceae.